AUAAGAGGAGAAACAUUCCAAAUUUCCCACCCACACCACACACGUUGCCCGAUGCAUAAACCAGACCCUUCAGAUCUCCUGUCAAAACCUUUCCAACUUCUGAUAUACACCCACAGACCACACUAACAAUCACAAAGAUGGAGAACAAGUUGAAGAGAGAACGAGAGAUGGAGACCGAAGGGCCCUCCGUGGUUAUGGAAGAACAGAAGGACUCGACUUGGGAGAAUGAACCAACGUCAAAGCGUAUAACUAUACGUUCAAGUUACCGUCAGAUUGAAAAUAGAAUUAAUGAGGGGAAAGAUGAAAUAGCAAGUGGGGAUUCGGACAAGUUCAUGGCGAUUAUGAACGAAUUCGAAAACAUGCAUCAACAUGUGAACAAGCCCAGGGAGCAGGUUGCAGAUGCAGAGGCUUUGCUGGGGCUAACCAGCACUUUGGUGGCCUCUGUUAAAACACAUACUAGUGGAAAUGUUACUCCAGCUGAGUUUGUUUCUUGCUUGAUCAGAGAAUUUGGGCAGAAAGUAAUAAUGAAACAGUCUUUGGAGAAUUCACCCGAUGUCUCAUGGCAAAAUAUUGGCUAUCUAGUUAGUUCCAUUUUCAUGAAUGUACCAGGGUGCAUGACAAUGGUCGGACCUAUGGAAAAGAAGAUCAAGCAACGAAAGUUAGUCGAUUGUAUGAAAAGCUAUGAUUGGCAAGAUUUCCCUGUUCAAGCAGAAGGGAAAGCUCGAGCAGAAAGGAAAGCUCGACCAGCAGAGGUUGAGAAAACUGCUGAGGUGGUAACAAACACGAAUAGAAACUUGUUUGUGAUGUUUGAGGUAUUAAAGAAGCAGAAACAAGUCAAAGUUGAAAAUUUGAUGCUGAACAGAAAUUCAUUUGCUCAGACAGUCGAGAACCUAUUUGCACUGUCUUUCUUGGUUAAAGACGGGAGAGUUCGUAUUGAUGUAGAUGAGACUGGUUCUCAAGUUGCCAUCCCUACCAAUGGUCCAAGUGCAGAAGAAAUUAAGAGUGGAGUAGCUAAAAGCCACCAAUUCAUCUUCAGAUAUGACUUUGAUGACUGGAAGCUAAUGAAAACUCUGGUGCCAGAAGGAGAGGAAGCAAUGCCACAAAGAGCUAGGUAUACUGAUGCAUCUUUUGCCAAAGAGGCAAAAGGAGAACCAGGCAACAAACAUUUCAGCCAACCGAAACCAACUCCAGGUGAUUCUCGAUUUGUACAAACCGCACCAGUUAAGAAAUUCUCAAGGAACUAUGGCCAUACCGUGCAUGCAGAACUCUGACUUUACCGGAAAGUGGCAACAGUAUUGUUUGGAGUGGAAUUGCAAGCGUAAAAGAAGCACCAUGUAAGGUAAGAUAUACGGGUGUCUAUAUAUCUUCUUGGCUCCAUGGUUUCUAAUUCCAGCCUGGGAUUUCGAGCUUUUGGCUUGUACAUAAUUUUGGCAGAGCUGAAAAAUAUAUGCAGACUCUAGCUCUGGAUCAGUAAUAUCAGUUGCUUUAGCUCUGAUGAUCCAUGAAGGAAUUAUUAAACAGAAUUGUGUAUAUAACUUCUGAACUGAUCUUGA
This is a messenger RNA of Sesamum indicum (sesame), 1553 nucleotides long. Its product is annotated as non-structural maintenance of chromosomes element 4 homolog A-like. Gene Ontology annotation, biological process: DNA repair. Gene Ontology annotation, cellular component: Smc5-Smc6 complex; nucleus. Lineage: Eukaryota; Viridiplantae; Streptophyta; Magnoliopsida; Lamiales; Pedaliaceae. The record is from RefSeq and is a predicted model, not a curated record.